Molecule: messenger RNA, 3435 nt
Organism: Cryptococcus wingfieldii CBS 7118
Lineage: Eukaryota; Fungi; Basidiomycota; Tremellomycetes; Tremellales; Cryptococcaceae
Product: 5'-3' exoribonuclease 2
Exons: 7
Coding region: 1-3435 (1144 amino acids)
Biological process (GO): nuclear-transcribed mRNA catabolic process
Cellular component (GO): nucleus
Molecular function (GO): 5'-3' RNA exonuclease activity; RNA binding; zinc ion binding
Source: RefSeq, a predicted model, not a curated record
AUGGGUGUUCCCGCUCUUUUCAGAUGGUUGUCCAAAAAAUAUCCCAAGAUCGUUGCCAAAGUCAACGAGCAGACACCUACAAAGGUCAGAGGUCCCGAUGGGGAGCUGAUAGAAGAGCCUAUACGUUAUGAGAACCCUAAUCCCAACGGAUUCGAGGUCGACAACCUGUAUUUGGAUAUGAACGGUAUCGUCCAUCCUUGUACACACCCCGAAGGCAAGCCUGCACCGGAGACGGAGGAGGAGAUGAUGGUGGAGAUCUUCAACUAUACGGAGAGAGUCGUCAACAUGUGUCGUCCGAGAAAGGUCUUGAUGAUGGCUAUCGACGGUGUCGCUCCCCGAGCUAAGAUGAAUCAGCAGCGAUCUCGUCGUUUCCGAGCCGCUCAGGAAGCCGCCGACAAGGAAGAAGAGCGCAAAGAAGCCAUCGAACUCUUCAAAGCCAUGGGUCACACCGUCAGCGAUGAAACCGCCAACAAGAAAGGAUGGGAUACCAAUGCCAUCACCCCCGGUACCCCCUUCAUGGAUCUCCUGUCAAUCUCUCUCAAGUACUGGGUUUCUCACAAGCUCUCGACAGAUCCGGGAUGGAAGGAUCUCAAGAUCAUUCUGUCAGAUUCCUCGGUGCCCGGAGAAGGAGAACACAAAAUCAUGGAUUGGAUCAGGAGGCAGAGGAGUUAUCCUACAUGGGAUGCGAAUACAUCGCAUGUCAUCUAUGGUCUUGAUGCCGAUUUGAUCAUGCUGUCACUUGCAACGCACGAACCCAAUUUCCGCGUUCUUCGAGAGGAUGUCUUUGCCCAGAGCUCCAGGGGCCCGCCAGUCUGCAAGAACUGCGGAAAGGCAGGACAUAUCAUUGCCAACUGCAAAGCCGAUAAAGUGAUGAAAGACCCGAAUGAGAAGAAGGUGGUGGAGGUGGCCAAAACAGAAGAAUUGAAGCCCUUCAUCUUCCUCGAUGUUUCUACUCUGCGUGAAUACCUCGCCAUCGAACUCAAUCUCCCCGGCCUUCCUUUCCCAUUCGACCUAGAAGUGGCUAUCGAUGACUGGAUCUUCAUGAUCUUCUUUGUUGGUAAUGAUUUCUUGCCGCAUUUGCCCUCGCUUGAGAUCCGUGAAGGUGCCAUUGACAUGCUGCUCAAAAUCUGGCGCGCUGAACUUCCGCGUAUGGGAGGCUACCUGACCAAUCACGGUAAAGUCAACCUCGACCGCGCCCAAGUUAUCCUGGAAGGCCUUGCCAAGGCCGAAGAUGAAAUCUUCCAGAAGCGUAAAAGCGACGAGGAUAGACAGGAGAAUCAGCAGAAGAGGAGAAGGGUGGAUGAGCACAGGAGGCAAGAUGAUGAGAAGGCUAGGGAAGAGGCGGCAAAGAAUGGAACUGUCAGUCUGAACGGGACAGAUUAUGUACCCGUUCAGGCUGCGGCUACGGCGAGGGGUGGAGCGCUGCAUCCGUCGCUGCCCACGAGACCUGCUUUCGACCUCGUCCCUAAAAAGGAGGCUGACGCGAAAUCAGCCUCUGCACCAGCUUCGAAGGCUGCUCAGGCGUUGGGCGGCUCGAAUUCUGAUAUCGUCAAAAACCGAAGGGCGAUCAGGAUGGCAAACAUGAGUGCUGCCCAGGCUCUCAAAGCUGAGCUUGAAGGUGACGAUGGCGAAGCGAAUGCCGUUACAGACGAGAUGGCCAAGAAGGCUGAAGGAAAGGAAGACGCCGAAGCUGUGGUCGCGGUCCAGCGAACUGAGGAUGAAGAGAAGGAACAGCUGAGCAAGCAAGGCGCCAAGGCGACCCUGGAGGAGCAGGGAGGGGACGAAGGCGUGGAUGAGGAUGUCGUGCCUGCUGCUAUCAAGGCCGAUGAAGAAGAUGGAGAGCCCCCUCUUGGUGACGCUACUAUGGCCGAAGCUGAAGACACAGAAGAGUCUACCGAAGCCCCUCGAAAGCGAAAGCGCGGAUCGGAUGGUGAGGAUGAUGGGGACGCGGCCGAAGAUGACGAUGUCGAGGCGCCUCCCAAUCCCGAAGCCGACCAGCCUGUGCCAAAGAAGAAGAUGAACGUCAACCCGGAUGGUACGGUGGACUAUGUCGACGAUGUGAGACUUUGGGAGCCUGGGUACAGAGAGAGAUACUAUGAGCAAAAGUUUGGUGUUUCAUCAACGGACAGGAGCUUGAUUGACACGGUCACAAAGUGUUACAUGGAGGGAUUGUGCUGGGUCUUGGAAUACUACUACCAAGGCGUCCCCGCCUGGGAUUGGUAUUACCCUUAUCAUUAUGCUCCAUUUGCGCAAGAUUUCCAAAACAUCGACCAGUUUGAUAUCAAGUUUGAGGUCAGCCAACCUUUCAAGCCUUUCGCUCAGUUGUUGGGUGUCUUCCCCGCUGCCAGUCGUAUACAUCUGCCCGACCCUCUUCAAACGCUCAUGAUCAGCGAAGAGUCUCCCAUUCUCGACUUUUACCCGCCCGACUUUGAGAUCGACAUGAAUGGCAAGAAGAUGGCUUGGCAAGGUGUCGCUCUUCUUCCGUUUAUUGACCAGAAACGUCUUUUGGAUGCGCUGGGUAGCAAGGAACCUGAAUUAACAGAUGAUGAAAAGAGGAGGAACAGCUGGGGAGAUCAGGUGAUGUUUAUCUCGAGUAACAGUGACCUGUAUGACGUGUUCUGUGACAAACUGUACGGAUUGAGGGCGAAGGACGUAGUAAAGCCUGUGCCCAUCGAUACCACUGCUUCCCAUGGCAUGACAGGUACUGUUCUCGCCGACCCGAACUGUGUACCCAACGCCACGUUUGACAGUCCUCUGCCAACCAUCGAGGCUUGCCCCGACGUCAACCCCAACGAUUCUCUGUCUGUUCGCUACUAUUUCCCUCGCCAGUCUCAUCCUCACCGAUCCGUACUACUCAAAAACUUCAAGCCCGCUCCACCUCGCUUGACCGAGUCCGACAAGGACUUUGUUCGUCGAGGUGGACAGGGAGGAGGACGCGGAGGAAGGGGAGGUCACAGAGGAGGUGGAGGGUACAACCAGCCAACGGGAGGCCCCGGGAUGGGGAGAGGCAGAUACGAGAGUGGGCCGCAUCAGCGUGGACAAGGUUAUGGCCAGACGCCAGCCCCUCGUCAAGACUAUGGUGCUCCUCAAACUCAUGGCUAUGCGCCACCGCCCAGGCCUGUUGCUGCAUACGGCGCUCCCGCCGGUGGCUACGGGUACCAAAAUCCUUACGCCGCUGCACCCCCUGCGCCUUACGGAGGUGGGGCCUAUGGUGCUCCUCCUUCCGCAGCCUAUGGUGCUCCCUACGGCGGUGCCAGACCCCCAUUCCCACCGACACAAACACCUUACGGUGGGCCACCAAGACCACCUGCGGGUGGCUAUGGUGGUGGUUAUGGUGCCCCACCAAGAGGAGGGGGUGCUUACAACCCAUAUGGCGGUCAAAGUGGAGCGUAUCAGCCUAGAAAUGGAGGUGCCCCUCCCCCGAGACGUUAUUAG